Messenger RNA from Papaver somniferum (opium poppy), 744 nucleotides. RefSeq lists its product as uncharacterized. The coding region runs from base 1 to 744 and encodes 247 amino acids. The transcript has a single exon. The record is from RefSeq and is a predicted model, not a curated record. NCBI's taxonomy places the organism in Eukaryota, Viridiplantae, Streptophyta, Magnoliopsida, Ranunculales, Papaveraceae.
AUGGUGUUUGUGGAAGGUGCAUGGGAUCUGAAUUUUGCUAGAAGCCUUAAAGAGAAUGAAGUUGCAGAAGUGGUGAAUCUACUGCAAGUAAUUGGAGAUCCUAACAAUCAUCUGAGCUUGGAAGAUUCAGUUGAAGAUGAGAUGCACUGGAAGUAUGGUUUGGGUAAAGGCUUUUCAGUAGCAAACUCUUAUUCUGCUUUGGAAUCUCAUGGCUUUCUUUGUUUCCCUGACAAACAGCUUUGGAAUCCUAAAGCCCCAUUGAAAGUGGAAUUUUUGGCUUGGAAUCUUUGCUACAAUGGUUCACCAACCUUGGAUUAUCUUCAUAAUGCAGGACUUGUGCAGGAUGCAAAGUAUUUAUUCUGCAAUCAGCAUACAGAUACAAAUGCCCAUCUAUUUUUACAUUGCCAGACUACCUACAAGGUAUGGUCUUUCUUCUUAGAUAGUUUUGGUAUCAAAUGGGUACAUUCUUGUGAUGUGAAGAGAACUUUAUGGGAAUGGAAAAACAGGAAAGGAAAAAAAAUGCUUAAGAAAAUUUGGGGCUAUUUUCCAUUUGCUAUCUGGUGGACUAUGUGGAGAGAAAGAAAUAAUAGGUUGCAUAAGAAUAUGACUAGGAAUGUGGAUCAAUUGAUUAUUCAGGUUAAAUGUCUAUUGUUCCAGUGGGCUAUAAACACUGAUGUGUUCUCGGGUUUUAGUUUAUCUACAUUGAUUUGUAAUUGGGAUGUUGUUAUUAACACAUCCAUGUAA